GUAACCCAAGAAAGAAUUAUCCUCUGCUUACAUCCAUUGGACCAAAAAGAAGAUAGAUAAAAAUAGAAAAAAUCUAAGGUGUGUGAAGCUCUUCAGCUCAUCCAUGGCGACGAUACCCACCACUGCCACCGCUACUAUGUGUCCCUCUCCUCCUCUCCCUACUAUUUCUCCCUUACUCAGAACUACUCACCAAUGCCAACCAUCACCUUCUUUAUCAUCAUCUCCUUUUUCCAUAAAGCUUACUACUCCUCUGUUUUGCGGUGAGGCCACGCUAGAUAGAGCGACGGCUGAUAGCUCCGUGAUGGUCAAACCUGAGAAAUGGAGUAUCCAAUCAGAGAAAAGGAGGAAGAGAAGGAGGAGAAGAAGAGGAGGUUUCGAGCGUUUGGAGAUGGAAGAAGAGGAAAAUGCUGGCACCGAAGAAGCUGAAACAGAGACAAUGAGUGUUCCUCUCGUUGGAGCUUCACGAUCUGGUUUUUUGAGUCGUUCAGAGGAGGUUCAGCUUUGCUUGUACCUCAAGGAAGGAGCAAAACUUGAAAAUUUGGGAACAAGUAUUGAAGAGAACCAAAUGGUAUCAGUUUUGUUGUCAAGUGGCAAAGGGAAGAAGAAGCGUAGUGCAAAUGAAAUAUUAUGCAGAAGAAAAGAAGCUAGAGAAAAGAUUACACGGUGUUACCGUAGGCUUGUAGUCUCUAUUGCAACAGGGUACCAAGGGAAAGGGUUGAAUCUGCAAGACCUGAUCCAAGAAGGAAGCAUAGGGCUGCUUCGAGGAGCUGAGAGAUUUGAUCCUGACCGUGGCUACAAACUAUCAACUUAUGUCUACUGGUGGAUCAAACAAGCCAUCCUAAGGGCUAUUGCACACAAGUCUAGACUUGUUAAAUUGCCGUUUGUUGUGUGUAGGGAAGCAUGUGGGAGAUAACAGCAAAAGUUGCAGAAGCUAGUAAUGUUUUGACCAGAAAACUAAGGCGGCAACCUAGCUGUGAUGAGAUUUCUGAGCACCUCAACAUCCAUGUAUCCGCGGUUAGACUUGCCGUGGAGCGGAGCAGAUCCCCUGUUUCUUUGGACAGAGUCGCGUCUCAAAAUGGCCGCAUGACAUUGCAGG
Messenger RNA from Camelina sativa (false flax), 1096 nucleotides. The record is from RefSeq and is a predicted model, not a curated record. Lineage: Eukaryota; Viridiplantae; Streptophyta; Magnoliopsida; Brassicales; Brassicaceae.